ACAUGAGUAUGGUUUGAAUAGAAAUUGACACACUCAAACAAACACAAACUUGCUAUCCAUUUCAGUUGAAGAAUGCAGUGCAUUGACUCUCUACCAGAAGGUAAAUUUUCGAAUUCUCGACCUUGUUUCCUUGUCCAUAAUCCAGUGGUUCAUGCAUAGACGUUGCCUACGUAGUACUCCUCAGUUGGUCUCGUUCUGAGACCCGUAGAAUGUCAGCAAUCCAUGCUCGUACGGAGGCACGAUGUUGUACACUCACGUUUUUGAAAGGCCUUAGCAGGCCAAGUCAAUAGCAGGGAGCAAGCCAGUAGUCACUAGCCAGUACGUAGCUAACUAGGCCUCUGCUGUGGGCAAUCCCAUUUCCCAUGUCCCGUAGUAGAUGGCUGUCAAAAUGUAGGAUGGUCGGUGAUGAAAGGUGAAAGGCUGGACAUGAGCUGUGGUGAGACAAGGUUGACUGAUGCCCAAAUUAGAUGAGAAUUAUUACGUGUUCCCGUGUGUGAUCCACCCCCGAGCGCUCCAAUGUGGCAAGAGGUGCUCGCAGUAGAUUCCAAACUGUCCCAAUUUCGUCCCAUCAUGGCCCAGGACAAGGAUCUGAGGCCGUUGUAUCUCAAGCGACGACUCCAACUUCUGCAAGAUCAGAUGGCGGAGAGGCCCACCACGCCCUCGGGAGGCGGGGGUGGUCCCAUGCGGAACAAGAAAUAUCUGUCGCUUAGAGUGAAGCUCUUGAAGCGUCAAUUCGGAUUGCCAAGCGAUGUCUUGUCCUUGAAAAGCCUGUCCAUUUCCGCGGCUGCUCCGGACUAUGCCCAUGCCAUGUCCCACCAUGAUAUGAUCAAUGAGAAUGAGCCCUAUUUGUUGCCCGAGCAUCGGGAUCAAACCCGAUACACUUACCAUGGAGUGCAUCACAUCUUCGAUCAGCACCGAGAAGCCAUCACUCGACUGAAGUUCUUGCACAAUGAUGACCACACGUUCGUCUGCUCCUCCAUGGAUGGUCUUUUGUCGAUUUGCGACCUCCAAACCGCCUCUUUUGUCACUUUACCCGGUCAUAGUGAGGGUGUGGUUGACUUUGACAUAUCCGAAUCCAAUCAGUUCGUAGUGAGUUGUUCCCUGGAUGGGUCUCUGAUUCUCUGGGAUUUGCUUAAGCGAACCCAACUACGAUGCGUCCGGGAUUUCGAGGGAGCUUCCCGGGGCGCGUCGUACCUCUACUUUUGCCGAUUCCUCCCCUUGAAUAACAAUCUCAUCGUCUGCGGUGUCAGCUCGGGUACGGUCCGACUCAUCAACAUCUCCACGGGCAAGUUCAUCCAGGACGGCAGUCCCAUGCUCGGCAAGUCGUUGUCCGUGGAAGUCAACCAGCAAGGCAGUCUGCUGUGGGUGGGCAAUGAUCGGGGCAAUAUCGAGUCAUUUCGUUUGAUCAAUUGCAAGAAAGGCGGCAAGAUCCAGAAGGGCUCCCGAGCCUCGUUGGGCGAGCAUCAUCCGGUGACAUCGCUCGCCAUGCGGAACUCCGUCAGUAAACUCCAUCUGGGUCCGGUGCUCUUAGUCAAUUUGGGCACCAAUCAUCUGCAUCUGUUCAAAAUCACCAAUGAAUUCGGCUCCUUGGAAUCGCUAAUGGAGUUCAAGUCAGAUCUGAGGCCGAGCUUGAUGUGCUCGCUGUUUGCACCGAUCCUGUCGGUUCGAGAAGGAACUUGCGUGGUGGGUGGGGCCGAUGAUGGGACCUUGGCCUUCUUUGAUCUGGAGAAGAUCAGCAAUGCGGGCAGGAACUCGUGUGUGAAUAAACUUCAAGGCCAUUCGAAGCCUGUGAUAUCUUUAGGAUUCAGUUUUAAUGAGGACUUCUUGGCCUCGGCCGACAGCUCCGGACAGAUCAUUGUGUGGAAGAAAUGAAGGCGAAGGAUUUCACCCAAUCUCAUAGAAUUUGGCGUUUGAUUGUCUCAUUUUGUCAUUCACAUGAUUUUGAUGGCCCACCAUUUGAACAGUUUUAUAAUUUAUGGAUGUUAUUUGUUUGGAAAUGCUUUAGCAAUGUAAUGUAUGUGACAUUUUGUGUCCCUUUCCCUCCCUCCACCCUCUAGGAAAUGAUUAAAACUUUCAUGGGUGAUACAGACGAAUGGAUGAACUAUAAUAAACUCCCUAUAAAAGUCG
This is a messenger RNA of Tigriopus californicus, 2127 nucleotides long. Its product is annotated as WD repeat-containing protein 13-like. NCBI's taxonomy places the organism in Eukaryota, Metazoa, Arthropoda, Copepoda, Harpacticoida, Harpacticidae. The transcript has a single exon. The record is from RefSeq and is a predicted model, not a curated record. Bases 517 to 1872 code for a protein of 451 amino acids. Gene Ontology annotation, molecular function: promoter-specific chromatin binding; protein binding. Gene Ontology annotation, cellular component: nucleus.